AUGGCAUCAAAAAAGCCGAAUGUGAUAUUUGUAUUAGGUGGCCCAGGCGCUGGUAAAGGUACACAAUGUGCUCGAAUCGCCGAGACCGAUGACUAUGCUCAUUUAUCAGCUGGCGAACUCCUUCGUGACGAAGCAGCUAAACCUGAUUCAACAUUAGGUAAAGAAAUAAAUGAACAUUUAAAAAAUGGUUCAAUUGUACCUGUUGCAAUAACUUGCAAGUUGCUUGAGAAUGCAAUGCAAAAUAGUGACAAGGAAAAUUUUUUAAUUGAUGGUUUUCCAAGAAAUCAAGAUAAUAUUAAUGGUUGGCAAAAAGCAAUGGAUGGAAAAGUUAAUAUUCGAUGUGUACUAUUCUUCGAUUGUGACGAACAAGUAUGUGUUAUUCGAUGUCUUGAACGUGGAAAAGCAAGUGGGCGGACUGAUGAUAAUACAGAAAGUUUAAGAAAACGUAUUAUUACUUACAAUGAAUCAACUCUGCCAGUAAUCCAAAUGUAUGAAAAAGCAAAUUUAGUUAAACGAAUUGAUGCUUCAAAUGAUGUUGAUACGGUAUUUCAAGAUGUUCAAAGUGUAUUGAGCAGUAUCAAGUCAUCAAAUUAG
Rotaria socialis is the source of this 594-nucleotide messenger RNA. The record is from the annotation of a GenBank genome assembly. NCBI's taxonomy places the organism in Eukaryota, Metazoa, Rotifera, Eurotatoria, Philodinida, Philodinidae.